This is a messenger RNA of Triplophysa dalaica, 2879 nucleotides long. It is a transcript of the gene dusp6, whose product is annotated as dual specificity phosphatase 6. The transcript is spliced from 3 exons. The coding region runs from base 451 to 1602 and encodes 383 amino acids. NCBI's taxonomy places the organism in Eukaryota, Metazoa, Chordata, Actinopteri, Cypriniformes, Nemacheilidae. The record is from RefSeq and is a predicted model, not a curated record. Gene Ontology annotation, cellular component: cytoplasm; cytosol. Gene Ontology annotation, molecular function: MAP kinase tyrosine/serine/threonine phosphatase activity; protein tyrosine/threonine phosphatase activity. Gene Ontology annotation, biological process: regulation of heart growth; negative regulation of ERK1 and ERK2 cascade; positive regulation of apoptotic process.
CGCUUGAAGCCAUUCACUAGUUCGCUGAGGCAGGGAACACAUCCAGCGAGAGAAGAGAACGCAGUGUUAUCUUCUACGAGCACAAACACAACCGAGGAAAUAAAACAGCAAGCUGACGUCGCUUCUCGUCUGUAAUUCACGUUCGACUGGAUAUUUAAAUCGAUUUUGUGAGGUUAUAUAACCGGACGAGAACGUCAGCGACUGGAGCUCAUUCACUGGCUAGUGUGAGUCAUUGAUAAAUGCACAGACAUCCUUCAUGAAUGGUGUGGAAGCGAGUCUGCGCUUGACCCUCGCGAGGAUUUUAAUAGAUCCCAAAUACGUCUUGCAAACGGUUGAAGAGACUCGUACUGUUCAUCUUUGAUGCUCCGUGCCUGAGACGUGCACACGGCCUCUCCGCAGCGCGCUUUCUCCGCAUUUUCGGUCUUACGGUACGAUACCGCCGUUGUACUAAUGCUCGAUAAGUUCAGACCCGUGCAGUUUGAUUCGGUCAUGGCUAUAAGCAAGACGGUGGAGUGGCUGAAAGAGCAGCUGGAAACGCGCAAAGACUGUUUGGUGGUUAUGGACUGUCGAGCCCAAGGGCUUUACGAAUCAUCGCACGUUGAAACGGCCAUUAAUGUGGCCAUCCCGAGCCUCAUGCUCCGGCGACUGAAGAAGGGCAACCUGCCCGUCAAGUCUUUGCUCGCGAACGGGGAAGACCGAGAGAUGUUCGUGCGAAGGUGCAAGACGGAUACGAUCGUGUUGUAUGACGAGUACAGCCGAGAGUGGAAUGAAAACAUCGACGGCGGGUCCGUGUUGGGUUUGCUGCUGAGGAGGAUGAAGGACGAGGGCUACAAGGCGUUCUAUCUCGAAGGUGGUUUCAGCAAAUUCCAGGCCGAGUAUCCCAUACUUUGCGAGACGAACCUCGACGGCUCCUCCAGCAGCAGCUCCUCACCGACCUCUCAGGUCCUCGGGCUCGGAGGGCUGCGGAUCAGCUCCGACUCUUCCGACAUCGAGUCGGACAUCGACCGGGAUCCGAGCAGCGCGACGGACUCGGACGGGAGCCCUCUGUCCAACCCGCAGCCCUCCUUUCCCGUGGAGAUCCUGCCGCAUUUGUAUCUGGGUUGCGCGAAGGACUCCACGAACCUGGACAUCCUGGAGGAGUUUGGCAUCAAGUACAUCUUGAACGUGACUCCCAAUCUUCCCAACAUGUUCGAGAACGCCGGGGAGUUUAAGUACAAACAGAUUCCCAUCUCGGAUCACUGGAGCCAGAAUCUCUCGCAGUUUUUCCCAGAAGCCAUCAGCUUUAUUGACGAAGCCCGCGGACAAAAGUGCGGCGUCCUCGUUCACUGCCUCGCAGGUAUCAGCCGCUCCGUUACCGUGACGGUUGCCUACCUCAUGCAGAAGCUCAAUCUGUCCAUGAACGACGCGUACGACAUCGUCAAGAUGAAGAAGUCCAACAUCUCCCCCAAUUUCAACUUCAUGGGCCAGCUACUGGACUUCGAACGUACGCUGGGCCUCAAAAGCCCGUGCGACAAUCGCGUGACGGCUCCGUCCCAGCCCUUGUACUUCACCACUCCGACCAACCACAACGUCUUUCAGUUGGACCCGCUCGAGUCCACGUGAAGUCCGGCCGCGACAGCCCCCUUUUGAAUCUUGAAACCUGCGUUUCGAUUUUUUCAACGCCUGUCAAGAUGUUAUUGAUAGAGUUGGCUUGAGACGUCAGCCGACCAGAGAAGCCACUGAUGGGGCAUGUGGUGUUGCCCAGAGUUUAUUGCGCUGCUGUUGGAGACAAAACAGACUUGAGACUGUACAUCUCCAAGACUAUAAAGUAGUUUUUUGUUUUAUAUAUAUAUAUCGAUAUAUACACAUUCAAGCAUGGGAAAGACUAUUGACUUUGGAAAGAAUUGGAUUGUCCAAUAUGUUAUGACUCGGGCUGGCGUGCCAAAGAAACUGGAACUGAACAACAACAAAUACUUUGUUAUUGUUUAGCACUUGCACCUUUAAUCUGUACGGGUGUGUAUUUCUUGUCUUCAAUGAAGACUUGCCUGUUUAGGGACGAGACUCCCUCGGUAAUGAUGGCAGUGUGUACUGAACUCCAACUUAUCUGCGUGGAGAAAUUUUGACAUUUAUACAUGUGUAUAUUCAAAAUGUUGGUAAGCCUUGCCAUAGUUAGAAUACACCUGUUUCAAAGGAACGGCUGUAGAUUUUCUUCUUUUUUUGUCGUCCUUAUGUAAACAAUGUAUGGACAUUGAGUUAAAAUGCCAAAAAUGGAACCGGUUUUGCUAGAUUAAUGUGUAAAUGUAUAAUAUAUUUCCUAUUGUUUCGCUUUACGGAUAAAUGUAGCUUUUCUCAGCCUUUUAACCACCAACACAAAUCAAAGUCAUCAUUCUAUCUUGCCUUAGUUCUGUACAUAUGAGUGUUUUGUGCAGUAACCUCCUGACCAAUCCCCCAAGUUUCUCACCAGCUGUCAGUACUAUAUGAACAUUCAGCAGGGUUUUCCAAAUUCAUAUUUCUAUGUGUUAAGGCAUUCCUCAAAUGCUACCUGGUGGGGUUUCUGAUGCAUGCUCACAUAGGGCCCAUUCGCCUUUUAUACUACUUGUAUUUUUUUUGGAACGUCGAAAGGUCAAGGCAAGUAAUGCUGAUUUUUUUUGUGUGAGGAUUCUGGGUCUCUGUUGACAAAGCUAGGAGGCAUUUUUUUUGCCUCUCCUCUUCAGGGAUGAUCAGUGACAUGCAAUUUUUUGUGAGAGAAGCGACUGAAAUGGUUUUAAAGGGGUUUUGAUGUCCCUCCAAGCGAAGGCCUCUUUGGGGGGAGGAGCUGUUUUACAUAACCCCUCCCCCUAAUAUUUCGAAUGUAAAGAGAUAAGUUAUUAAUAAAUUGCUAUUUUGUCUAUUCAAAUCUA